This is a messenger RNA of Emys orbicularis (European pond turtle), 1195 nucleotides long. It is a transcript of the gene PPA2, whose product is annotated as inorganic pyrophosphatase 2. Bases 1 to 1044 code for a protein of 347 amino acids. NCBI's taxonomy places the organism in Eukaryota, Metazoa, Chordata, Testudines, Emydidae. The record is from RefSeq and is a predicted model, not a curated record. Gene Ontology annotation, cellular component: cytoplasm. Gene Ontology annotation, molecular function: magnesium ion binding; inorganic diphosphate phosphatase activity. Gene Ontology annotation, biological process: phosphate-containing compound metabolic process. The transcript is spliced from 12 exons.
AUGCAUGCGGGGCUCGGGCAGGCCUUGCGGGGGCUGCUGCUGCUCUCGGCUCGGAGCUGCUCCUGCUCCGGAGCAGGAAGGAGGAGGCGGCUGGUGCAACCGCUGCCGCGCUGCAGCUGGCUCAGCACCAUGGCCCAGUGCAGCACGGAGCAGCGGGGGCGGCCCCACUCGCCCCAGUACCGCCUCUACUUUAAGAAUGCGGAGGGUAAAUAUAUUUCCCCGUUUCAUGACAUUCCUCUGUUUGCUGGAUCUAAAGAGGAUAAGGAGGUUCCUGCGAAGAGAUCAAAGACUAAUGGAAGUGAGGUAGUGUUUAACAUGGUUGUAGAAGUGCCUCGCUGGUCAAAUGCUAAAAUGGAGAUUGCCACCAAGGAACCAUUGAAUCCCAUUAAACAAGAUAUAAAGAGAGGCAAGCUUCGAUAUGUGGCCAAUAUCUUUCCUCACAAGGGUUAUAUAUGGAAUUAUGGUGCCCUCCCUCAGACUUGGGAAGAUCCACACCAUAAAGAUAAGGAUACAGGAUGCUGUGGUGAUAAUGAUCCCAUUGAUGUGUGUGAAAUAGGCACAAAGGUUCACUCUCCUGGUGAGAUCAUUCAGGUAAAGGUUCUUGGAGUUAUGGCUCUUAUUGAUGAAGGAGAGACAGAUUGGAAGAUUAUUGCCAUCAAUGUGGAUGACCCAGAAGCCCAGAAAAUUCAUGAUAUUGAUGAUGUCAAGAAACACAAACCGGGUUAUCUUGAGGCUACAGCUGAGUGGUUCCGAUUAUAUAAGGUCCCAGAUGACAAACCGGAAAAUCAGUUUGCUUUUAAUGGAGAGUUUAAAGACAAGGAUUUUGCUGUUGGAAUUAUUAAAUCCACCCAUGAAUACUGGAAAGCUUUGCUUCAUAAAAAGGCUGACCGAGGUGCUAUAGAAUGUACGAAUGUUUUGGUGCAUGACAGCCCCUUUUGUUGCAGUGAAGAGGAUGCCAGGUUAAUUGUGCAAUCAGCACCACCUCCUGCGAGUGGAGAUUCUGUUUCUGCAGAAGUUGAUGUGUGGCACUUUCUUAACAAGUGAUCAUCGGAAUGUUCUGAAGUCACAUCAUCAAAUCUUAAAUCAUCCCUUUUUUCCUGAGUUUUGAAGACAGGCUUGGUUCCUAAUUGCUGGGUUCCUGUUGGAACAACUUUUCAAGUAACAAAAACCCUCUAUCAUGUAAAUAAACUGAUAU